CUUGUUUAUAUGCCAUCGUUCAAGAUUAGUAGUCGAUCUAAUCAUCUGUACUCCCUUCUUGAAUAGCUAUGGGACCACUGCUCACUCAUUUUAUCUGGGAUUCGCAUGGAGUGACCUGGGAUGGCGGCAAGAAGACAUGGACGCCAGAUCUGCCUACGGAUGCCCAGAUUAUUAUGCAUUUGUUUGCAGUUUAUAUGGAUUUGGCGAUGCCAUCACAGCCAGCCCAGGCCAACGACCGGUUCCCAUUCUCGUACAAGCACUAUGUUCCAAUGGAGGGCAAGCCAGAUCCCACCACAAGGCUGCAGAUUAAGCAGACAUCCAAAUCCCCACCCGAGUACAGCCUCGUGGUGGAGGGAUCGAUGUGGGAGGUUGUGCCUAAACGACUCAAUGUGUGGUACACACUGGUGUUGUUCAUCUUCAUCGUGAUGAGAGAAAGUGGCGGAUAUAUUGGCCAGAUCAACAUCGGUACCCGGUUGAUUGGACUCGGCGAUGUGGUGGAAGGAUACGACGUGUAAAACAGAAAAGUUCAAGGACAAAAUAAAACGAAGCAGGGGAGCGUGAACACAAGCGAGGCGAGCGACUGAGGCGGUGCAACGUGAAAAUAAACUUAUCGCCAUUACGAAGGUACAAAAGUCCAAAACACUAAAAGAGACCGCAGAGAACGGAACAUACUCCAUUGAAACCCUCGCAUAGUCGCAUGAUAGAAUGAGACUAGAGUCAUAUCACUUCAGAAUGACCAAAAAAAAAAAAGAAAAAAAAAGGGUGCCGUAAUAGACUCCAGCCGCAGUCGAGGGCCGCGGUGGGCGUAGUCCUUCGAUAGUCCAAACAAUAAAUAACACGAUUCUCGCCCUUCAAC
This is a messenger RNA of Gamsiella multidivaricata, 856 nucleotides long. Its product is annotated as cytochrome B561, N terminal-domain-containing protein. The coding region runs from base 69 to 515 and encodes 148 amino acids. The record is from RefSeq and is a predicted model, not a curated record. Gene Ontology annotation, cellular component: membrane. The transcript has 2 exons. NCBI's taxonomy places the organism in Eukaryota, Fungi, Mortierellomycota, Mortierellomycetes, Mortierellales, Mortierellaceae.